Adineta ricciae is the source of this 843-nucleotide messenger RNA. The record is from the annotation of a GenBank genome assembly. NCBI's taxonomy places the organism in Eukaryota, Metazoa, Rotifera, Eurotatoria, Adinetida, Adinetidae.
AUGUCAUCAUCAAUCCUUGAAUAUGCACAUACAAAGCUAUUGGAACAAGAAUGGUACAUGAAUCAUAUUAUACCUGAACAUCUAAUUCGUAUUUAUUGGUGUUUAAUACUAAUGUGUAUAUAUGCAUUAAUUGAACUCGACUAUUUACCAGGUAAAAAAUGGAAGAUUCGAAAAGAUUUACAAACAUCAUCAAAAGAAAUUCUAUAUUAUAUGAAAUCAUCUCUAAUGAACAUGAUUAAAUGGCAUAUUUUACCAUUAGUAUUCUAUGAGAUAUUCUUUUAUCGACCGAAUGUUCAUUUUUAUGUGACACCCACUUGGUGGACUUUACUGUGGAAGUCUGUCGCAUAUACAUUUAUUUUUGAUAUAUUAACACAUUUAUUUCAUCAUAUUACUCAUCUUCAUCCACGGAUUGCGUCAUUUUUCUAUCGAUCACAUGCUAUACACCAUGCUAGUUGUGGAAGAUACAUUUAUCCAUGGAAUGGAUUCUAUGGUAGCAAAUUAGAAGCUUUUGCUGGACUGAUUUUCUUUCUUACGGCUAUGAUUCCACUUCAAAUGGAUCCAUUAACUCGUCUUGUAUCUAUUCUGUUUAUUCACUUUGUGGCAACUAAUAUUCAUUCAGGUUAUGAUUUUCCUUGGAUGUUUCAUAAUUGGAGUCGUUUAGGUCGACUCACAUGGCAUGGUUCAAUUGGACAUUAUUUUCAUCAUCAACUUGGUCGAAAGAAUGUGUCGACUUUUUGGACAUUUCUUGAUCGAUUAUCUGGCACUUAUUAUGAUUCAACGUGUCAUGUUUCUACUAAUCCGAAUGAGUUUAUAUACCGACGCGAUACAGCUCUUAUUCGAUAA